This is a messenger RNA of Heteronotia binoei (common prickly gecko), 734 nucleotides long. RefSeq names its product granulysin (gene GNLY). Gene Ontology annotation, cellular component: cytolytic granule. The transcript has 5 exons. Gene Ontology annotation, biological process: antimicrobial humoral immune response mediated by antimicrobial peptide; defense response to bacterium; killing of cells of another organism. NCBI's taxonomy places the organism in Eukaryota, Metazoa, Chordata, Lepidosauria, Squamata, Gekkonidae. The record is from RefSeq and is a predicted model, not a curated record. The coding region runs from base 67 to 570 and encodes 167 amino acids.
AAAAGUCUAGUGGAUUAAAGUGUUCAGCAGUGACUUUUCCAGCUGCAGUUGAAUUGUUGAAUCCCAAUGGCCUUGCUGUUUGUCUUGUGCCUGAAUGCUGCUGUAGGUGCAGCGUUCGCAGGAUCCCAUCUGGUUCCCGAGACAUGUUUGCAGGGUCCAAAGUUCUGGUGCAAGGAUGUGGCUACAGCUGCUGAAUGCAGGAGGGAGCAGUGCUGCUGGGAUCUUCAGAGCAGCUCUUUGUUGUGGGAGGUGCUCUCAGAAGUGGAUGAGGCUUCUGCCCCAGGGAAGAAAUGCUCUAUGUGCAUUAAGAUCAUCCAGAAGCUCCAGGAAUUGGCUGGAAAGGAUCCAGAUGAAGAAGCAAUUAAUAAUGCAAUCCAAAAGACAUGUAAGACUCUCUGCAAGCCUCUGAGUUGGGUUUGCAAAACCCUGCUGAAAAAGUUCAGAGAUAAGAUCAAACAGGCAAUGGAGAAUAGCGAGGAUCCUAAAGAAAUAUGUGUUGACCUCAAAAUGUGCCGAAGUGACUCAAGGAUACUCCCAGCACCAGAUUCUGCUUCUUACAGUGCUGCAUAGUGAUCCUGGAGACCAACACAGAGGAUUUUAGAUGCUUGAAGAAAAUGCGAGGAGGAGAACGAAUAAAUAAUUUAAAAGUGCUGUAAGGCUUUGACCAGUUGCUUGCCUGUGAUGCCUUUUUACCUAUUGGUGUUGCACCAAAUAAAAAUGCAUUGAUCAAUCUA